This is a messenger RNA of Hemiscyllium ocellatum (epaulette shark), 3898 nucleotides long. RefSeq names its product epidermal growth factor receptor pathway substrate 15-like 1a (gene eps15l1a). Gene Ontology annotation, cellular component: plasma membrane; cytoplasm; clathrin coat of coated pit. Gene Ontology annotation, molecular function: calcium ion binding; cadherin binding. The coding region runs from base 48 to 2798 and encodes 916 amino acids. The record is from RefSeq and is a predicted model, not a curated record. Gene Ontology annotation, biological process: endosomal transport; endocytosis. The transcript has 24 exons. Lineage: Eukaryota; Metazoa; Chordata; Chondrichthyes; Orectolobiformes; Hemiscylliidae.
UCCCUCUGUCCCCGCGGUCUGAGCGCGGCUGCUGCUCCGCGGGGAAGAUGGCGGCGCUUGUUUCCCUCACUCAGCUCUCCAGUGGAAAUCCCGUGUACGAGACUUAUUACCGUCAGGUGGAUCCAGCUCAUACAGGAAAGGUUGGGCCAAAUGAAGCAGCAUUGUUCCUGAAGAAGUCUGGUCUCUCUGACGUUACCUUAGGAAAGAUUUGGGAUUUGGCAGACCCUGAGGGCAAGGGCUACCUAGAUAAACAGGGCUUUUAUGUGGCUUUACGCCUGGUAGCGUGUGCACAGAAUGGCCAUGAUGUUAGCCUGAGCAGUCUAAAUGUGACAUUGCCACCACCCAAAUUUCAUGACAGCAGUAGUCCCUCACUGAUAGCACCUCCUCCCUCCUCAGACACGCAGUGGGCUGUAAGGCCUGAAGAGAGAGCCAAAUUUGAUGGAAUUUUUGAAAGUUUGACUCCAGUAAAUGGUCUCCUCUCGGGUGAUAAGGUCAAACCUGUGUUGAUAAAUUCAAACUUACCGCUGGAUGUCUUGGGAAGGGUUUGGGAUCUGAGUGAUGUUGAUAAGGAUGGCCACCUGGAUAGAGAUGAGUUUGCUGUGGCGAUGCAUCUCGUUUAUAGAGCUUUGGAAAAAGAGCCAGUUCCGUCUGUUUUGCCAAUUUCACUUCUGCCACCGUCCAAGAGAAAGAAACAAGGACCAACACUCGCUGGCUCUGUACCAGUGCUACCUGCCAGCCCUCCACCGAAAGAUAGCCUGCGAUCUACUCCUUCACAUGGCAGUAUUAACAGCCUAAAUAGUGCUGGUAGCAUCUCUCCAAAACACAUUAAACAGCCAGUUAACUGGGUUGUGCCAUCAAAUGACAAAAUGCGAUAUGAUGACAUCUUCCUCAAAAUAGAUUUAGAUAUGGAUGGGUAUGUCAGUGGCUUGGAAGUCAAAGAUAUCUUCAUGCAAUCGGCACUUCAUCAGAACAUCCUGGCUCAUAUAUGGGCACUGGCCGACACAAAACAGAUAGGGAAACUGAACAGGGAACAGUUUGCUUUAGCAAUGUAUCUGAUUCAACAGAAGGUCAGCAAAGGAAUUGACCCUCCACAGAUGCUUACUCCUGAAAUGGUACCACCAUCAGAGAGGACUACGCCAGUAUCAGAUAGCGCAAGUUCUGUCGGCUCAGGAGAUUUUACUGGAAUCAAAGAACUGGAUGCAAUUAGCAAUGAAAUCAGUGAACUACAAAGAGAGAAAUAUGUACUGGAACAGGACAUCCGAGAGAAAGAAGAGGCCAUCCGACAGAAAACAAAUGAAGUCCAGGAACUACAAAAUGAUCUGGACAGAGAGAACAAUAGCCUGCAGGAGCUGGAAUCCCAGAAGCAGGCUGCCCAGGACAGGCUGGAUGAAAUGGACCAACAAAAGGCCAAGCUUGAGGACAUGCUCAGUGACAUCCGGCAGAAGUGUCAGGAAGAGAACCAGACGAUUUCAUCACUGAAGACACAGAUUGCAAAUCAGGAGUCAGACAUGCAAUCCCAGGAAGAGGAGCUGAACAAAGCCAAGACAGAGCUAAAUAAACUACAGCAAGAGGAAUCACAAUUGGAACAGAGCAUUGAGGCUGGCAAGGUACAACUUGAGACGAUCAUCAAGUCACUAAAAUCUACUCAGGAUGAAAUUAACCAGGCAAGAAAUAAACUUUCCCAAUUACAAGACUCACAGCAGGAAGUUAGUAAAAACAUUGACCAGUACAGCAAUGCGUUGAACGGCUCAUUAACUGAUCACGGUGGGAGCAUGACUAACCUGGCAGACAUGAGUGAUGGCCUCGCAGAGAGAGACAGCGGCUUUGCAACAAUGGAUGAUCCCUUCAGAGGCAAAGCAUCACCGUUCAAUAAUAAUGUUCAAGAAUUGCACACAGACCCAUUUCAGUCAGAAGAUCCUUUCAAGACAGAUCCAUUCAAAGGAGCUGAUCCAUUCAAAGAUAGUGAUCCAUUCCAAAAUGACCCUUUUGCCCAACAACAGGCAGCUGCUGCAACAGAUCCAUUUGGUGCCGAUCCAUUUAAAGAAAGUGAUCCCUUCCAUAAUGUAUCAUCUGAUGAGUUCUUCAAGAAACCGCCAAAGAGUGAUCCUUUCACAUCUUCAUCCACUGACCCUUUCAGCAGAGAGCCCACCGUGCCACCUAAAGCUGACCCCUUUGGAAGUAGUGAUCCAUUUGCACCGGCUGCAACCAAAGGCCCAGAUCCAUUUGGAACAUUGGAUCCUUUUGGAAGUAGUGCCUUUGGAAGUGGAGGUUUUGCAGACUUCACCCAAAUGUCCAAGCCCUCAAAUCCAGAUCCUUUUGGUACUACUGGCUCGGGACAGUUUGGAGGGCAUGGAUUCACUGAUGACCCUUUUCAAAGUAAACAGGAUACACCAGCACUGCCCCCAAAGAAAAGUGUACCCCCACGACCUAAAGCACCCCCUAGUGGUAAAAGUACCCCUGUAAACAGGCCUGGCUCGGCCGACUCUGUCAAGUCCCUCGAUACUUUCCAGCCCUUUGGCGCUGAUGACGGUGACCCGUUUCAAAGUAAAAAGGGGCUCGGUGACCCAUUCAGCGGUAAAGAUCCCUUCACGCCUACUUCCUCAAGUAAAACUUCUAAAGACUCUUCUUUGGGUUUUGCAGACUUCAGCUCUUUUGGUAAUGAAGAGCAGCAGCUGGAAUGGGCAAAAAGGGAGAGUGAAAGAGCAGAACGUGAGAGAUUGGAAAGGUUGCGAAGGCAAGAACAAGAGGACCUAGAGCUUGCAAUAGCACUCAGCAAAGCAGAAAUGUCUAAUGUGUAAAUAAUGUCCUGGUCCACUUAAUCAAAGGAAUGUGAACUGUCAAAAUGAAAGGCGGAAGAAAUGGAAAGGAAAGAGAAAAUGAGCAGACACUGGGUAUUCUGAAUGCACUGGACAGUAACUGGCUCCAACGUCCCCUUCCUCUCCUAGGGGCAGUUAAACAAUCACUUUGUGGACCAGUGGGAUCAUUUGCAUGGACUCGGUUGGGGGGCGCUGGAGGUGAUAUUACUUAAAGAAUACUCUUUGUAAUUAAAAAGGAGAGAGUACCUGUAAUAUUCUCAGUCAAUCAGCUAUUUCAGUUCUUGUGUUUAUACACAUGAAAGACUUGAAAGCUUUGUUACUGAUGCUAACAAAUUUAACUGCGGUAUUGAGAGAAGUAAAGCCAAACCCCUGCACCCUCUCUCUCAAAGGAAAAAUUACAUAAUAUAUAUAAAUUGCCCAGUUUGUUCUCCUCUUUGUGGUGCAAAAUGCCUUGUGGUGUUUCUGCAAAUUCUAAAUGUACAGUGUUCUGUUUUAUGUUUUAUAACAACCCACCCAUACCUCCCCAUAAAACAUGCCUUAGUGAUACUGCAAGACUGCAGUAAACUAAAACCCUGGACAGGAACCAUCCUGUUCAGUACAGCUUAUUAACCUGUAAAGACUUGUACAUUAUGUCAGUUAUAUUUGUCCAAUAGAAUGUUGUGUAACUUAAAAAUCUAUCAGAUUUUAACUCAUUGCACAUUGCUUUUCUUUAAUAUAAUAAAUGUGUGAAGACAUUCCUGUACAACUGGAGAAUGCAGCACGUUCCUGACAUUUCAGUACUUUUUGAUUGUAGCACAGUGGAAAUAUGUGUUCUUGUAGCCUCCGAUAAGAUUGUACAGACUCUUCCUGACAAACUGCACAUGCUGAUGUCAUAUGCCUGAAAUUUUGGUUUUGAGUCUUUUACAAGGAGGCAUGAGGAACUUGAGUGCAUGGAAGGUGGAAUAGUUUGCGGUGAACUGAAGUUAGAGACAAUUAAAUGGGAGAAAGUGUGGCAUUCCUUUUAAACUUUCUGCAUGAGUAGAAUGAAACUAAUUUCGGUCUUGUACUGUCUGUCUUUUAACAAGUGUUCUGAAUACAAUGCA